UCAGCAAGAGAGCAAGUUGCUCCACUUGCUCACGAGCAGGAGAAUUUGAAAGCGUGUCUCAAAGGACAAUCUCAAGGGGGUAGGGAAGUACCUACCUUCUCUGGCAAAGGAGAAAAAUGCUCAUUUUUCAUGCUUUCCCAGAAAACCCACUUCCGUGCCAACCUUAAGUCUCAAAACUUAUUCGUAAUUAGAGUUGAGAAGCCUGUUUCAACUUGAAGACACCCGUAUCAGGUGAAUGGACAGCCAGCUACCGCAAUGAAAGAAAUCAAGCCAGGUAUAACCUAUGCUGAACCCCUGCCUCAAUCAUCCCCAAGUGUUUCCUGACACGUAUUUUUACUUACAGUCCAUCACAACUAAAGAAUGGGGCUCAACUUGACACUCACAAAAUUACCAGAUGAUGACCUGCACAACCAAGGAAGUCACACUCCAAGUAACACGAGUGAUGGAUCAGGAAAGAACACCACCAUUAACAAUGAAUUUGACACUAUCGUCUUGCCUGUGCUUUACCUCAUUAUAUUUGUGGCAAGCAUCUUGCUGAAUGGCCUCGCAGUGUGGAUCUUCUUCCACAUUAGGAAUAAAACCAGCUUCAUAUUUUAUCUCAAAAACAUAGUGGUUGCUGACCUCAUAAUGACACUGACAUUUCCAUUUCGAAUAGUCCAUGAUGCCGGAUUUGGACCUUGGUACUUCAAGUUUAUCCUCUGCAGAUACACUUCAGUUUUAUUUUAUGCAAACAUGUAUACUUCCAUUGUGUUUCUUGGGCUGAUAAGCAUUGAUCGCUAUUUGAAGGUGGUUAAGCCAUUUGGGGACUCUCGCAUGUACAGCAUAACCUUUACAAAGGUUUUAUCUAUUUGUGUUUGGCUGAUCAUGGCUGUUCUGUCCUUGCCAAACAUGAUUCUAACAAAUGGUCAACUGACUAAGGAAAAUAUUCAUGACUGCAUGAAACUUAAAAGUCCCCUGGGAGUCAAAUGGCAUAAGGCAGUCAUUUAUGUCAACAGCUGCUUGUUUGUGGCUGUGCUUGUUAUACUAAUCGGAUGUUACAUAGCCAUCUCCAGGUACAUCCAUAAAUCCAGCAGGCAAUUCAUAAGUCAGUCAAGCAGAAAGCGAAAACAUAACCAGAGCAUCAGGGUGGUUGUGGCUGUGUUUUUUACCUGCUUUCUACCAUAUCACUUGUGCAGAAUUCCUUUUACAUUUAUUCACUUAGACAGGCUUUUAGAUGAAUCUGCACACAAAAUCCUAUAUUACUGCAAAGAAAUGACACUUUUCUUGUCUGCGUGCAAUGUGUGCCUGGAUCCAAUAAUUUACUUUUUCAUGUGUAGGUCAUUUUCAAGAAGACUUUUCAAGAAAUCAAAUAUCAGAACCAGGAGUGAAAGCAUCAGAUCACUGCAAAGUGUCAGAAGGUCGGAAGUCCGCAUAUAUUAUGAUUACACUGAUGUGUAGGAGUCAAAGGCCACUUGGCCUUCUCUUGUUUGUUGAAGUCAAUAUGUACAAAGUGUAAAUAAAUAUUU
Manis javanica (Malayan pangolin) is the source of this 1505-nucleotide messenger RNA. It is a transcript of the gene GPR87, whose product is annotated as G protein-coupled receptor 87. Gene Ontology annotation, molecular function: G protein-coupled purinergic nucleotide receptor activity. The record is from RefSeq and is a predicted model, not a curated record. Gene Ontology annotation, cellular component: membrane. NCBI's taxonomy places the organism in Eukaryota, Metazoa, Chordata, Mammalia, Pholidota, Manidae. Gene Ontology annotation, biological process: G protein-coupled receptor signaling pathway.